Messenger RNA from Adelges cooleyi (spruce gall adelgid), 915 nucleotides. It is a transcript of the gene mRpS16, whose product is annotated as probable 28S ribosomal protein S16, mitochondrial. The coding region runs from base 241 to 648 and encodes 135 amino acids. The transcript is spliced from 4 exons. The record is from RefSeq and is a predicted model, not a curated record. NCBI's taxonomy places the organism in Eukaryota, Metazoa, Arthropoda, Insecta, Hemiptera, Adelgidae. Gene Ontology annotation, biological process: mitochondrial translation. Gene Ontology annotation, molecular function: structural constituent of ribosome. Gene Ontology annotation, cellular component: ribosome; mitochondrial small ribosomal subunit.
UGCGUACUGUACCCUCUCGACAGGCUCUGAGCAUGCCGUGUUAUUAGGUAAUUAAGAUUUAAGUUUAAAGUUGUAACUUUUAAAAUUUUGAAAGUACCAGAAUCAUUGUGAAAUUAAAAUUGAAAAAAAAUAAUUUUUAUAUUUUUUUUUAUAGUUUAGAAUACCAAGUAAUCAAAAAUAUAACAAAGGGAAGUGUAAAACGAUAUUAAUGUACUAAUUUUGAGUUACAGCAGCUAAAAUAUGAGGGCAUACAGAAUUAUAAGAAAACUAGUGCCAUCCAGUGGUGGCGGUGAUGAUUAUGAAAAAGCAAAAAAAUCAAUACGCUUAGCUAGACAUGGUUGUGCAAAUAGGCCUUUUUUUCACAUUGUAGUUGUUCUUCAAAGAAGAGAUUGUAAAUCUCACCCCAUUGAACAGCUUGGAACAUAUGAUCCUUUGGAAAACCAUAAUGGUGAAAAAAUGGUCAGUUUAAAUUUAGAAAGGAUCAAAUAUUGGAUGGCUAAAAAAACUCGUUUGACUGAUCCAGUAGCAGAGUUAUUAGGACUGUCAGGAUUUCUUCCUAUGCAUCCCCGUACUUACAUGACUGCUUGGAGAAAUAGGCAACAAAAUAAAUCACAAACUGAACAGACAGUUGAAUCUGCUAGCCCCUAAGAAAAUCUAUAGUAAAAAUCUGGCUUACAGAAAUUGUAGAUAAGCUUGUGAGAACAAGUUUGCUAUAGCCUUAUAGUUAUGUGUGUGAACUCAUUUUGUUUAUAUAUUAUUAUAAUUUUGUUUUUGAUUAAUAUUAUUUAAUCUUUGUAAACAAUACAUACUUAAACAAUGACAUUGUAUCAAUAAAAUAUAUCUAUUCCCUCUAAAUUUGAACAUUUUAAUCUGGUUUAUAUUUUUGGAUUAAUAUAAUGAUAAUUAUAAAUUUUA